Messenger RNA from Peniophora sp. CBMAI 1063, 1212 nucleotides. Lineage: Eukaryota; Fungi; Basidiomycota; Agaricomycetes; Russulales; Peniophoraceae. The record is from the annotation of a GenBank genome assembly.
AUGUCACCAUCCAGAAUAGGCGCCCAGGACGUUUUGGGCCAGGUAGUUGCCUCAAAUAGUCAAGACACCGCGUGUAACCUGGAGUUGCACCACUGCGUGCAACAUCUCGUGCACAAGAUAAGACUGAAGUUCAGGUUCAAUCAACGUUACGUUCCCCUUUCCUGCCACUCUUGGUGUGGCUCUCGUGGGUCGAUUGGUCGGCUGCACAUCGCUACGCAUCGCUCACAGACACUUGCCCCAAGCCAGACGGAGAACAUGGACAUGGAGGAUACGGACGGUGCAUCCAUUGCGCAUGACCUGUUCAUGAUCUACGUGUUACAAGUUGUCCCCAUCACUGUGCUCUACUAUGACUAUCUUUUGACGAUUCGCGACGAGAUCGAGAAUUACUGGCCGACCCAUCGUCCUCUGAGCUGGCUGUCUGGUCUCUUUCUUGGCACGAGAUAUCUCACCUUGCUUGGCUUCGCACCAGUGCUAGCCGCCGUGCUGUGGGGGAGGGAGUCUGUAAGCCGAUUGACCAACGCAUUCCUUAGGUGCGGGUUCAUAGUUUACUAUCAUCCAUCCUUGGAAAUAUUUCUGCAAAUACCUGUCGCAGUCCUUUGUAUUCUGCGAGUGUACGCCCUUUACGCACAAGAUCGCAGAGUACUGGUAGGACUGGUACUUUUGUUUACCGGUCUGUUGGCAGUGGGCUUGGCAUUAUUCUCGACCGUGGACGCCCACCCGACCCUAUAUUACUGGCCUGUCGCGCCCCUAUGCGGGACCUCGACUAACCUACAUGACGGUGUUCGUUUGGCCAUCGGCUGGUCCACUUUGCUGGUGUUCGAUAUGGUAAUAUUCCUGCUCACAGCAGUACGCGCCUUCAAGGUGUGGAAAGCGGGCAGGAUUGUACACGUGGUUCUCAGGGAUGGCGUCAUGUAUUUCUGCGCACUAUCGGUCUGCAACCUCGUCAACAUCGUGAUCCUCGUAGUGUCGACGCCGUUGCUCAGGACGGCCUUCGCAUCUCUCACAAAUGUACUGUCUGUCACGCUCAUCUCGAGACUGAUGUUGAACCUUCGCUCGGAUACGCGAUCUACUCCCUUGGUUGGAGUGGAUGAUACCGAGCUGUCCGUCACACCGGCAGCAGACCUCGACUCGGACAUCGCUGUAUCCGAGGCGAACGUUGGGACUCACCAGUCCGCUGUCGCGGCAGCACCAUCUGCACACGCUGAUGCAUGA